AUGGAAGGAAUUGAUGAAGAUUUAAGUAUUGAAAGUGUACUUGUUAUAGUGUUUGGGAAAAUAUUUAUUCAUUAUUGUAUUCAAGAUUACAGUAGGGAAUUAUCACAUUUAGUAUGGUUUAUUUUUAAAAUGGUUUAUAAUAGUUGCUAUUCUGAUAAUAGUAGUAAAUUUAAAAAAUUUGUUAUUAUUCACUUGGUUGUUUCUAUUAUUCACCUUGCAUAUGAUAUUUAUAUUUAUUUAAGUUUACCAGAAGAUGGCCAAUUGCAACACAUUCUUAUUCAUUUACCAUCAAUUUUACAUGAUUUUCAUCUGAUAUUUAAUAAUACUAGUGAUCAACUAAAAGAAACAGAAAAAUUAAAAGAAAUAUAA
This is a messenger RNA of Dictyostelium purpureum, 369 nucleotides long. RefSeq lists its product as uncharacterized. The record is from RefSeq and is a predicted model, not a curated record. The coding region runs from base 1 to 369 and encodes 122 amino acids. The transcript is spliced from 2 exons. NCBI's taxonomy places the organism in Eukaryota, Evosea, Eumycetozoa, Dictyosteliales, Dictyosteliaceae.